AUGUCAAUUCCCGCGCUGUUUGACAAAUUAAAAAAUGAUCCAUCCCAUACGGCUGAAUUGCUGAAUAAUCAUUUUGCAGAAAUCAUUUUGUCACAUGCAGAAGCAAAUGACCUUCCCAGGAAAAAGCAUAAGCCAGGCUAUUUACUCUAUCUUGAUAUAAGUGAUUUUACUGUUCUAAGUGAACAAGAAAGCCUUCAAACGCUAACGUCCAUAAUCACAUCAUAUUUUAGUUCAAUUGUCAGUGUAAUACUUAGUUAUCACGGUGAUAUUUAUAAAUUUGCUGGUGAUGGUCUUCUUGCACUGUGGACAGAUGAUUAUGAACAGUUACUGAGUUGUGCUUGUCAAUUACAGCAACAUCAAUAUACCACUAAUGACAGUAUUCAGUUGCAAAUGAAAAUUGUGGUAACCUAUGAUGCAGCAAUGAAAACAAUUAUUUUGGGUAAUGAUGAGUUCAAGCAUUACGUCACGCUAGGAAAAUGCUUACAAGAGUUAAACGAAUGUGAAGCGAUUUGUCAACCAGGAGAAAUCAUUAUAACUCCUUCAAUGUUAAGUCGAAUGCCACAUUUAUUGAAUAAAUAUCAGUUUAUUAAGAAAGAUAAUAAUUAUAUAUCACUGAAAUAUCCAGUAGGAGCGUUACAAAUGAAACAGCUGUUAUCAACUCAGAACUCAUUACCAGAUAACAGACAAUACUUACCAAUAAUCCAAACAUUUCUCCUCGAUUCUAAUAUUUGUCGACAAUUAUCCGAAUUACAAUGUGUUACAAUUACAUUUAUUAAUCUCGAUACUAUUUCUUCAUUGAUAGACGAUUAUCAACGAAUAUUUUUGCAAAUAUACGAGAUAACAAAAACGUUUGAUGGUCUGCUCACAAAAACAAUAUUAUUUGACAAAGAUUGGUCAUUUCUGUGUGUAUUUGGACUAUCGAUGUCUAAAGAUUAUAAUUCUGCUCAACAAGCAUUAAAAUCUUCGUUUAAAAUUCAUGAGGAAUUAGGAAAGUGCUCCAUUGGUGUGAGUACUGGUCUUACCUAUUGCGGCAUUAUUGGUGAUCCACGACAACGAUGUGAAUACACCGUCAUUGGACGAGAAGUGAAUUUGGCUGCACGUCUCAUGAGUACAUAUAAAAACGUAGUAUCGUGUGAUGAACGAACAAUGACAACAGCACAAUUAAACUCAUGCAACUUUCAUUACUUAGUUCAGAAAGAAUUAAAAGGUUUAGCAAAUGUUGGUCAAAUAUGGCAGUACAAAGAAUAA
Molecule: messenger RNA, 1248 nt
Organism: Didymodactylos carnosus
Lineage: Eukaryota; Metazoa; Rotifera; Eurotatoria; Philodinida; Philodinidae
Source: the annotation of a GenBank genome assembly